Molecule: messenger RNA, 2160 nt
Organism: Morchella importuna
Lineage: Eukaryota; Fungi; Ascomycota; Pezizomycetes; Pezizales; Morchellaceae
Exons: 5
Coding region: 1-2160 (719 amino acids)
Biological process (GO): tetrahydrofolate biosynthetic process
Cellular component (GO): mitochondrial envelope
Molecular function (GO): 2-amino-4-hydroxy-6-hydroxymethyldihydropteridine diphosphokinase activity; dihydropteroate synthase activity; dihydroneopterin aldolase activity
Source: RefSeq, a predicted model, not a curated record
AUGCGCGAAGCUCCCUCUUCAGAGGAAGGGAAUGACUUGAUCUUUGUCCGCUCUUUGAACUUAAAAGCGACUACCGGGGUUGACUUUUGGAAACGCCCUCGACCACAACCUAUCCUACUCUCCAUAUGGCUUAAGAGCUCAGUUGCGCUUGCUGGGUCAACAGACCAUUUACCAUACAGCAUCAACUACGGGACCGUUGCAAAAUCCGUUUCGGCCCUCGUGGAGGACAACAACUUUCACUCCCUUGAACACCUCGUCGAGAAGGUUGCUCGACUAGCAUUGAGCCCAGUGCUGAACGGAGAGUGGGUCAAGGUUGUAGUGGAGAAGCCUAGAGCACUUCUCAGGGCUGAUGCGGCCGGGAUUUCAAUAACGCGCAAAAAAGAGGCAGAUGGCUCGGUGGUUGUAGAAGGCGAGGAUAAGGUCUUUGUAAAGAACCUGAGGCUUGUUACAAUCAUCGGCGUCAACUCUUACGAACGACUUGAGAAGCAAAAUGUAACAAUUAACUUGACAAUGCACAAACCAAACGAGUCCAAGAAAUCAGCCAAUCUUGAGUCAGAACAAUUGGCCGUUGGAGAAACCCAGACCGGAAAGUUUGACCCUUGUUACGACUUCCGUACUGUUGCGCAGCAUAUUACUGAGCACAUUGAGGCUUCGGAUUACAAGACAGUCGAGGCCUUUGUCACAGCAAUCGCCCGCGAGGCCUGCGUCAAAUGUGGUGUAUCGAAGAUUACGGUCCAAGCCGAGAAGCCUAGCGCCUUGACCUUCGCCGAGUGUCCCGGUGUCGAGAUCACAAGAGAGAGAUCUUUCUUUAACCUCGAGGAAUGCUCUAGCGCUGGUGAAGGCAAACACGAUGUUUUUCUCGCCAUAGGAAGUAACGUCGGCGACCGCUUUAAAGCUGUUAAGGACUCGUUAGUCGAACUUGAGAAGAGAGGGAUUACUGUCAAAAGAACAAGCAAUCUUUAUCAGAGUGCGCCUAUGUAUGUUCUAGAUCAGGCAACAUUUCUGAAUGGGGUGAUCCAGGUAGAAACUACUCUAUCUCCUCAUGAUCUACUAAAGACAAUUAAAGAGAUCGAAGAUACCCUAGGCAGAGUAAAGGUCGUCGAAAAAGGACCACGCUCAAUCGAUCUAGACAUUCUUCUAUACGAUGAUCUGACGCUCAAUACCGAGGACCUGAAAAUUCCACAUGCAGCCAUGUUGGAACGAGAAUUCGUUCUCCGUCCCCUCUGCGACAUCGCUCCCGAGCGGGCCCACCCCCUAACUUCCACGGCAUUCAAGCACCAUCUCUCCGCGCUGCCCCCCACGCCGCUCAACACCCCCCCACUCCGCACCUUUAUGUCUCUCUCACCUCACCUGCCUCCCCUCGACCCCUCAAAUCCCCACCGCCCCACCCUUCUCAUGGCCGUCCUCAACCUCACCCCCGACUCCUUCUCCGAUGGCGGCAAGCAUCUCCACUCAUCCCUCAUCUCAACCACCAACGCUUUUAUCGCCUCCGGUGCCUCCAUUAUCGACAUCGGCGGCCAAUCCACCCGCCCAGACGCACAGGACGUCGGCGCCGACGAGGAGAUCCGCCGCGUGAUCCCAGCCAUCAAGGCAAUCCGUGCCGCAGGCAUCACCGUCCCGAUCAGCAUCGACACAUACCGUGCCUCCGUCGCCAAGGCGGCCGUAGAAGCAGGUGCUGACAUCAUCAACGACAUCUCAUCGGGCCGUCUUGACCCAGACAUGUUUGCGACUGUUGCGCAGCUUGGCCACACGUCCUAUCCCGACGGCGUGAUCGCAACUAUUGCGUCAGAGCUUGCUGAGCGCGUCCGGGCCGCCGAGGAGGCUGGUAUCAGGAGGUGGAACAUCGUCCUUGAUCCGGGCCUGGGGUUCGCAAAGACCAUGGCUGGAAACCUCGAGGUGAUCCGGAACUUGGGGCAGCUGACGAGGUGGGGUGGGGACCUGAAUGGGAUGCCGUGGCUGUUGGGGCCGAGUAGGAAGAGGUUUGUGGGGACGAUCACGGGCGUCGAGAUGGCGGGAGAGCGGCAAUGGGGGACAGCGGGUGCUGUGGCUGCGUGUGUGUGCGGCGGGGCUGACAUUGUUAGGGUCCAUGAUGUGGACGAGAUGAAGAAGGUUGUGGAUAUGGCGGUAGCCAUCUGGAGGAGUUCUUUAGCGGAUGUUUAG